UUCGCUUCCGGUGAUCCCUCCCCCUCCGCUGUUUAGGAAGACGGGCGAGGAAAGGAGGGCAGCCGCAGUCUGCACUCUGCAGCAGUACCAGCGGCGGCGAUGAAGCGCUUCUUCCAACCCGUGCCUAAGGAAGGCUCCCCCGCCAAGAGGAGGCCCUCAGAGGUCGUCGCCUCCGACUGCGUCGAUGGCCCCGCCGCCACCGCGGCCGGCGCCGGUGGGGAGGGGGCUCCCGGCCAGGAGCCGCGCAGGUUCAUGACGUGGAACGCCAACAGCCUUCUCCUCCGGAUGAAGAGCGACUGGCCUGCGUUCUGCCAGUUCGUCUCCCGCCUCGACCCCGACGUCAUCUGCGUCCAGGAAGUGCGGAUGCCGGCAGCCGGUUCCAAAGGGGCACCAAAAAAUCCUAGUGAGCUAAAAGAUGACACAAGCUCGUCACGCGAAGAGAAACAGAUAGUGCUGCGUGCUUUGUCGAGUUCACCUUUCAAAGACUACCGUGUCUGGUGGUCUCUUUCAGAUUCCAAAUAUGCAGGCACAGCUGUGUUUGUAAAGAAGAUGUUUGAGCCAAAGAAAGUGUCAUUCAACUUGGAUAGAACAUCUUCCAAGCAUGAAUCGGACGGUCGUGUCAUCAUUGUAGAAUUUGAAUCAUUGCUGUUACUAAACACAUAUGCUCCAAAUAAUGGGUGGAAAGAGGAGGAAAAUUCAUUUCAAAGAAGAAGAAAGUGGGAUAAGAGAAUGUUCGAGUUUGUUCAACAAGUAGACAAGCCCUUCAUCUGGUGUGGAGACUUGAAUGUCAGCCAUGAAGAAAUCGACGUCAGCCAUCCUGACUUUUUUAGCAGUGCUAAGCUCAAUGGAUAUAUUCCUCCAAAUAAAGAGGACUGUGGGCAGCCAGGAUUCACUCUUGCAGAAAGACAGCGGUUUGGCAAUAUAUUGUCCCAGGGAAAGCUAGUAGAUGCUUACAGACACCUGCACAAAGAAAAAGACAUGGAAUGUGGUUUCUCUUGGUCUGGGAAUCCUAUUGGCAAGUACCGGGGAAAGAGAAUGCGGAUUGAUUAUUUCAUCGUUUCAGAACGGUUGAAGGACAGAUUAGUUUCAUGUGAAAUCCAUGGUCAUGGAAUUGAACUCGAAGGAUUUUAUGGAAGUGAUCACUGUCCUGUUUCACUUGAGCUCUCCAAAGACGCAGCGGAAGCACCAGGAUCCCAAAACUCCAGCUAACUUCUAUGUUUCUAUCUUAACAUAUCAUCAUGGAUUAUUAUUAGGUUAGGUCAGGUUAAGCGGACUCUCACAACAAUGCUAUUCUAUCAGUUUCUAAGACCUGCAGUAAUUAUGUAUAUCCCAUUAUUGCUGGGCAUUCUCUAGCUCGGAUCCUGGUUGUAACUUGUAGGUUACUGUGAUCAGCUAUUGCUAUGUCAGACGUUCAAACUUCCAUGGGUUGUU
This is a messenger RNA of Brachypodium distachyon (stiff brome), 1431 nucleotides long. RefSeq names its product DNA-(apurinic or apyrimidinic site) lyase. The transcript is spliced from 9 exons. The record is from RefSeq and is a predicted model, not a curated record. Gene Ontology annotation, molecular function: phosphoric diester hydrolase activity; DNA-(apurinic or apyrimidinic site) endonuclease activity; double-stranded DNA 3'-5' DNA exonuclease activity. Gene Ontology annotation, biological process: base-excision repair. The coding region runs from base 100 to 1209 and encodes 369 amino acids. Gene Ontology annotation, cellular component: nucleus. NCBI's taxonomy places the organism in Eukaryota, Viridiplantae, Streptophyta, Magnoliopsida, Poales, Poaceae.